AUGGUCCACACAUGCAGCGCAUAUUUAGUAUGCUGCGAAACGUUGCAGAUCGAGCGAGAUGACUCCCCAGCCCAGAGCCCUGUCGCUUCUUGGUAUGGUUUAGGUAUUGAGCAAGCCAACGGACAGUCAACAGGCGACACAACGGCCGAGCCGACGCUCACUCAGACCACGGUAUUGGACGAGCGUGCCUUUUCCUCUCUUGAUUUUACCGCCAACAUUCUUUGCCAGUUCCCCGACGCACGGCCGAAUCAGAAACAGAGGCUGCUUGGGGUCCAUCUUGGCACGGAUUACGACCUGUUGGCUGGGACGACCGGACAGUUGCACGGAGCAUGUUGUCACGGGCGAUCAAGAAGCACGGAAACGAUUGACUGA
This is a messenger RNA of Gaeumannomyces tritici R3-111a-1, 372 nucleotides long. RefSeq lists its product as hypothetical. The transcript is spliced from 2 exons. Lineage: Eukaryota; Fungi; Ascomycota; Sordariomycetes; Magnaporthales; Magnaporthaceae. The record is from RefSeq and is a predicted model, not a curated record. The coding region runs from base 1 to 372 and encodes 123 amino acids.